Closterium sp. Naga37s-1 is the source of this 3351-nucleotide messenger RNA. NCBI's taxonomy places the organism in Eukaryota, Viridiplantae, Streptophyta, Zygnematophyceae, Desmidiales, Closteriaceae. The record is from the annotation of a GenBank genome assembly.
AUGCUGCAUGCUGAAGCUGAAGCGCGAUCAGUGGGGCAUCUCUCCAACAAUGAGCCUCUUAAGCGGUCCGCACCGGAUAUAUCUAGUCAGUCUUCGUCGGACGCCGGUCGGUCGUUAGAAGUCACGGUCGCAGAGCAUCGCUCCGCUCGUCGCCACCCACCGAUACCGUACGACGUCACAUCUGUCGCACAAGGUAACCCCGCCGGUCAAGACGCUGCAGGGGGUCUUCGCGGAUCAGGCGUCGCGACAGCGCAGCAGUUUCCUUUCCCCAUUCCCAUUCCUCCCGCGGCGAACCGCCCUACCGGUCCCAUCAUUCCCGUUGACCCUCCUCCCCUCUUCAACUUCCCACCCGCACCGAACCGCCCUACCGGGCCUGUGUUCCCGUUUCCCCCGGCCCCGUCCCGACCGCCAAUCAACGUGCCUCCUAUCAACCCUCCGCCUACCACGUUCCCACCCCCUGUCGCUGCCCCACCUCCGCCUGCGAAAAGCCCACCGCCACCGGCUAACCCGCCUCCGAAGCCGCCCGUUAACCCGCCUCCUAAGCCGCCCGUUAACCCGCCUCCUAAGCCGCCUGUUUUCCCGCCUCCUAGGCCGCCGAAGCCUCCCACUAACCCGCCUCCUAAGCCACCUAUCUAUCCUCCUCCUCGGCCUCCCCCCUCUCCACGCCCACCUCCUCCCGCGCCUUCUCCUCCCCCACCUCGCCCCCCCAAUCCCCCUCCACGCCCGCCGUUGACCCCCCCGAAGCCGCCUCCUCAGCCCCCGAAGCCACCGGCUAGUCCCCCUAACCCCCCGCCACGCCCCCCGAAGCCGCCAUUGACUCCCCCGAACCCGCCACCACGUCCCCCCAACCCGCCACCUGUCCCGCCGCCCGCGCCGCUCCGGCCCCCUCCCAGUCCUCCUGCCCCUCCCCCUCUGAUACCUUCCCCUCCCCCCGACAUAAGUCCUCCUCCCCCGGUCCUUCCGCCCGCCCCAGCCCCGUUCCCGCCCCCGGUCACUCCCUUCCCUCCCCCUUUGCUACCAUCCCCAUUUCCUCCGCCUUCCCCGCCGUUCGUCCUUCCGCCGCCUCCGCCCGAAUCGUCGGGGCUAUCGAUGGGGGCGAUCAUAGGCAUUGCGGUCGGCGGCGCCGUGGGGCUGAUUUUCCUCGUCACGUGCGGCCUCCUCGCCUUCUUCUUCCUCGUGCCGAAAAAAAAAGAGGGCGAACGAACGCGCACCCGCGGCGGCGGCGGCGGCAGCGCGGCCCCAGGGACCGUGGGCGGCGCGGAGAAGGCGCCGUUUUACGCGCAGCCGCAUCUGGUCCGCGGGGUGCGCGGGCGGCAGGCGGCAGCUGCGGCUGCGGCCGGGGUAGCGGCCGGCGCGGCUGCCGGCGGAGCGGCAGCGGCGGCGGCGGCUGCAGGUGGCGGGCCUGGCGAGGACGAGGACAGCGAGGAGGGCAAUAACGCGUAUGGCGACGGCGCGCCUGCUGCUGGCGAGGAGGAAGAGGAGUAUUACGAAGACGAGGGCGGGGCGGCGGGAGAAGGGGAGGAAGGAGACGAGGAUCUUUAUGAGGAAGGGGAGGGCGACGGGGAAGUUGAAGGGGAAGCGGAAGGGGAAGCGGAAGUGGAAGGGGAAGAGGACGAUGAAGACCUAUACGGGGCUGGUGACGACAGCGGCGGCCCUUAUUUGGGAGAGGACUCAGGAGGGGGAGCAGGCGGCGCGGGCGCAAUCGCUGGCGCAGCCGCCGGCGCGGGGAUCGUGGCCGGCGCAGCAGCCGUGGCGGGCGGCGCGGCAGCCGCCGUCGCGCUGGGGGACGGCGACAGGAUGAGCGAAAGAAGCAGACGACGAGUGGUGGUUCCCUUACGAGGAACUCGAAGAAGCCACAGACGGAUUCUCAGACAGCAACAAGCUUGGGGAGGGCGGGUUUGGGCCUGUGUACCGGGGCAUAUUGGCGGACGGAAUGCCCGUGGCGGUGAAGGUGCUGAAGGUGGGGGGACACCAGGGGGAGCGCGAGUUCCGCGCGGAGGUGGAUAUAAUCAGCCGCGUGCAGCACAAGCACCUGGUGACGCACCUCGGGGGGAGCGCGAGUUCCGCGCAGAGGUGGAUAUAAUCAGCCGCGUGCAGCACAAGCACCUGGGGGAGCGCGAGUUCCGCGCGGAGGUGGAUAGAAUCAGCCGCGUGCAGCACAAGCACCUGGUGACGCACCUGGGCUACUGCAUCGCCAGCGCGCAAAGGCUGUUGGUGUACGAGCUCGUGCCCAAGGAUCGCUGGAAGACGCCUUGCAUGGUGAGUGAUAGACGAGGAGUUACUUGGCGCUCCCUCUCACCCCCUACUGCAUCUCUCAUUCUGUUUCUUCCCGCAUUCCCAACGAAACCUGUUCGUCUGCCCUCCCCAGGCGAGGGCCGUCGCCUGCUGGCGUGGAAUUUUCGCAUGAAGAUCGCUCUGGGCGCCGCCAAGGGCCUCGCUUACCUGCACGAGGAAUGCAACCCGCGCAUCAUCCACCGGGACAUCAAGUCGUCCAACAUCCUCCUCGAUAAGGACUACGAGGCCAAGGUGGCGGAUUUUGGUGCUGCCAGGCUGGCAGCAGAGGACGCCAUGCCAAUCAUCACACGUGUAGUUGGCACUUUCGGGUACCUGGCGCCAGAGUAUGCAUUGACAGGCAAGCUGACGGAGAAAUCGGACGUGUUUUCGUUUGGAGUGGUGCUGCUGGAGCUUAUAACGGGGAAGAGGCCCGUGGAGCAGGAGAAGCCGCAGGGCAGCGACAGCCUCGUGGAAUGGGCGCGCCCCCUGCUAGCGGAUCGGGCAAUGGAGGAACUGGCAGACCCGGAGCUGGAUGGGUGCUACGGGCAGCGGGAGAUGGAGCGGCUAGUCACUGCUGCUGCACUCUGUGUGCGCCAGUCCGCUGUGCUGCGCCCCCGCAUGAGCCAGGUGGUGGCGAUGAUAGAGGGGCGAGGCGAUGUGGAGGUGGAGGCCACAGACGACGAGUCGGCUGCCGGGUUGCGGGAGAGUGCGGAGUUUUCAGGAGGGGAGAUGGGGAGUCGAGAGGACAUGUACCCUGGGGAGAUUGUGCAGCAGUAUCCGCACAGUGCCGAGAGCAAGGGGAGCGCUGGGGCCAAGGGCAGGAAGGGGCGCAUGGCAGCGCUAGCAGCAGCAGCAGCAGAGCUCACACCAGGCCACACCUUCACUUCUGUCACCUCUGCUACUAGCACAGACCCACUCAUUGCCAACACCUCCCCCUCCUCCCAGGGCCAGAUGCAGCCUCCCCCAGAUGCACCUCCCCCUCCCACACAGGUAGGGCCCUCUGGGCCCAUGCCGUUGCCGCUGCCGCCCGGGCGCAAAGGGGGCGGUGGUAACGGUGGUGGGUGGAGAGGAAAGUGA